Molecule: messenger RNA, 1938 nt
Organism: Pogonomyrmex barbatus (red harvester ant)
Lineage: Eukaryota; Metazoa; Arthropoda; Insecta; Hymenoptera; Formicidae
Source: RefSeq, a predicted model, not a curated record
AUGAUGUAUACGUCAAAGGGGAGGUACGCUGUGGUGACGUUUCUUCUGUUUACUCUAAGUCACGGGGAUUCAUUUGGCCGCACGGAGGCACGGCAGCGGUACAAUUCCGCGAUACCGCCACUUUCGUGGCAUCUCGUGCUACCCUGGGAGUACAUGCUGCGCGAGGUUAUCCUCAAGUCGGUCACCCCGUCGCCGUUGGAUGCCAGUGCACCGUACAGGCGCCCGUUGGACGUCUCCUUCUACGGCGGACCGAUGGCUGCGUACUCGAGCGACGAUGAGAAUGUCAUUCUAUCGCGCGGAAACGUCUAUCGUUUACUGAAUGGCCACUGGAUGCUAUGCCAGGAUGGAUGCGUUGAUUGCGAGCCGUGCACGGCUCAGACAGACCCGUUGUUCACGUGGAUUCUCCGGAGGAUCAAGCGACCGUCGAAUUCCAAUCCGGCGCGACACGAUCUCCAGCUGACGAUAAUGCCGCAAGCGAACGAUCACUUGCACGCGAAUAAUUUCUGGCCGAAUUAUUACGUUUACGUGGCGUCACAGGGAGAACAAGUGCCGACUUCGACGAUCAGAAGGCAGUAUGACAAUGGAUCGGAAAAGAAUCCUCAAAAGGAGAUUUCUCGAGAACUCUCUAAUCUCGAGAACAAUUUUUCCGAACGUCAUCAUCGAUCGAAAAAUUUCUGGCAAUUGACAGAACGAGAUUCGAGCACUGAACGAAAUGGGAUACCGCAAGAGAAUGUUUAUGCUACCGUUCAGGAGAAUGUGAGCACCGAAAAGACCGAGCAAAAGGAAUCGCCCGAGCAGAAGUACAAACUCAGGAAUAUGAGACAUCGAUCCCAGUCAAGACCUGUAGAAAAACCCGCGGAAGAAGUGAAUCAAUUGACGCCGAAGUUGAUUCUGGGAACCGAUCAAAAAGGUCAGAAACAUUUGGUUCACGUGGUGCCGGCGGAUUAUCCAACGAUCACUAAGCUCCCUACGAUUUCUCUUUCUUCAAAUUAUCCGAUAUCGUCGCAAUUCAAGAAGGACCAAGCAACACUCUCAAACAACACAAUGUCCAAAUACGAGAAGCAAACUUAUCAACGGAUAUUUCAUAGAGUUUUCGAUUCCUUGAACACGCACAGGCGAUCGAUUGAAGAUUUCCUCGAAUCACCAAUGGACAACAUGGAUGAUGGACGUCGAUCAUCUUCUUUGAUGGAUAAUAUGGAAGUUGCUGGGUUUUCUUGGAAUAAUCGCGAUAUAAAUUACAAAAAUAAUCCGUUGCAUUUUAAUGACACAUUGUUAUCAUCUUCUUAUAUGGGAAAUGAAAGUAAAUUAGGAAAUUAUCAAAAUUAUAUAAACAGGCGUGGUUCUGAAUAUAUGAAACAAAAGAAUGAUCGUUACACAGUAUAUCGAGAUAUGGAUCAAGUUAAGAUAUCGCGUGACCGGUCGCAAACAAGUUCUAAUACAAAUUUAAACAAGGAACAGCAAAAGAUACAUAUUGACUCGUACUCUAAUAUUAAAAAUAAUUCGAGAAUAAUUUCACCGUUAUUGUUACAAAACUUAGACAAUUACUCGGUAAAUGUUAUUCAGAGACCUGGUUUUAGUAAUGACUUUGCUAUAAAUUCCGCAAAACAAAUUAAUCUUAACGACACGUUUGUUGAGAAAGCAAAAAACAAUUCCAUGGAGUCGAGUUCGAUAACAAUAAAACGCGAGAACGGACAAUUGUUCGGCUCAGAAAGACUGAGAAGUGGCGAUGUUAAACGAGAAUUCGAGGCUUCGCGCCAUGCUUUCAGGGUAAUUGUUACUACCAAGUCGCCGGUAAUUCGAAGUGAACACGAAACUUUAAAUCGCACUACAGUAUUACAAAUGACUACUCCGAAGACAUUUGCUAAUAGUUUAUAAUCAGUAAUUGGAAAGAAAAACUAACGAAGAGAAAAAGAGUGAGAAAAGAGAGUAAUAGAAGUA